Exophiala bonariae is the source of this 891-nucleotide messenger RNA. RefSeq lists its product as uncharacterized. Bases 1 to 891 code for a protein of 296 amino acids. The record is from RefSeq and is a predicted model, not a curated record. The transcript has a single exon. Lineage: Eukaryota; Fungi; Ascomycota; Eurotiomycetes; Chaetothyriales; Herpotrichiellaceae. Gene Ontology annotation, biological process: protein transport.
AUGGCCGAACUGCUCUCCCAGUCCCGCGAGGCCUCGGCACGCAUCCGCGUCGAGAACAUCAUCCACACAGACAUCACGGUCGAGCUGAUGGAAAUCCUGGAGCUGUACACAGAACUACUUCUGGCGCGAGCCGGCCUGCUGGACGUGCGCGACAAGAACAUCAAGGACGGCACGUUGAGUGCCGGUGCUGCGGACGAUUCGUCGACGGGCCUCGAGGAGGCCGCUGCCAGUAUCAUCUACGCGGCGCCGCGGCUGGCAAGAGACGUGCGCGAGUUGGCGAUCGUGCGGAAUAUGCUGAUCGAUCGCUUUGGCAAGGAGUUCUCCGUUCGUGCUAACGAUAACGUCGACAAUUGUGUGCCUGCGCGUGUUGUGGAUAAACUGAGGGUUGAUCCGCCCGGAGAAAGGUUGGUGCAGGCGUAUCUUGAGGAGAUCGCGAGAACAUACGGCGUGAAUUGGCCGCCGCAUCGCGAGGAGGUCGAUGAGCUGGGGAAGGAAGUGGACGGCGAGCAAGGUGACGACGACGACGACGGAAUGGGCGGAGGGUCAAAAGAAGCACCUAUCCCGGCGGACGGCGCGGCUCCUUCGACGCCGUCAAAGCCCAAUAAAAUCGAUAUUGGAUCGUUGCAGAAUGCCACGCCGCCGGCAGGCCUCGGUGCGAAGAGCCCUGUCUCGGUUGCCCCGCCCGGUGCGCGCUCAGACAACCCUAGCCCCAAGGUCAAACUACCCGGUGGAGGAGUGGUGGGCAAGAAUGAUAACAAGUCAAAACCGGUGGGUACGGUGGGAGCGGCGGCGGCAAAAGGGAAGGGCUCGGCAGCGUCAGGAGGUGGCGCUGUGCCUGGGAAGGUACCUACGGUGGAUGAUCUGGCGAAGAGAUUUGCUGCGCUGAAAUGA